AAGGUAUCAAGGGCUUAAAUGUCCUUAGCAAACAUGAAGAGAAAAGCAGAGAAACAUCAGGCGGCAGCUCCGGUCAGCGCAUUCGCCGCACGCAAAGCUCGCCAGCAGCAGGCUCAGGCUCAGGCUGUAGAGGCCUCAGUGAAGCCUGCUCACACAGAAUCGGCCGGUGAACCGCCGUCAAAAAAGCCGCGACGCUCGCUCGAUGAUAAGACUAUCGCCCAGCCAAUCGUGGAGGAACGCCAGACUCGAUCCCAGAAACAAAAAGCAUUGAAAACCGAGGAAGUUCCCCUGAAAAAAAACGAAGAUAUCACGAGAAAGGCCCGUGAUAGGAAACCAGAACCUGUUGUCUCCAGUGACCAUGAGGAGCAGGGCCCUUCAGAUGAAGGUUCGGAGGACGAGGAUGCAAUCGUGGAGGAAGCCGGUGUGAUGUCGGUUUCAGAAAACGGAGAUGGUUACGAAUCUCCCGCCGAUACGCCAGUCCAGACAGUAGAGUUUCCACUGUCCAAGGCUCGUUUGAACAAGAACAAUAUCGUUUACAGCGAUGAGGACACCCUCUGCGUUCGCAUUCGAGAGAAGCUGAGCUUUGUAUUAAUUGGGCAAUAUGACCUUUGGGUCAAACGGGGCGUUGUGAGCUUGAUGGGUGCUAAAUUGCACCCUUCCCCCCGAGUUUACAGAGUUUAUGCCCCAUCAACCCAUUCACUUCCUGUCCUGAAAUGCGUUUCUGGCGUCGAUGGAGCGGCGGAGGUUGAAUUCAAGUCCUGCCACAGUGGGAUCUACCGUCUUCGGGAAUUAUCACCCUUGUAUCAGCGGGUAUGGAACCACAAGAACACGCCGGCGGACAAACUUAGCCUGCAGAAGGUCGGGGGCGCUUCUAAACGGACAUUCUCAGUGCUUCAUACGUCUGGCGACGAUCCUCUGAAUCGACACUUGCGCCCGCUGCAUAUGGAAAAGCAAUGGAGCGCAGCUAUCAAAUCUCUAUCCCAACGAGGUGGGCGACUUCAAGUACUGAUCUGCGGCCCCAAGGCAUCUGGGAAAUCUACCUUUGGUCGGUACCUCCUCAACCAUCUUCUGAGUCCGGCCCCGCAGACGGAAUCCCAGUAUCGCAACACUGAUGGAGUUGCUUUCCUGGAUCUCGACCCUGGUCAGCCGGAAUUCUCGCCUAUGGGCCAAAUCUAUCUGGCGCACCUCCGUUCCCCCGUCUUCGGGCCUCCAUUCACUCACCCAGCCCUGGACAGCCGCCGCGAGGGAACAAUCAUUCGAGCUCACCAUAUCGGAGCAACCUCGCCCAAAGAAGACCCCGACCACUACGUGCUCGCAGCAACCAACCUUCUGGAGCAUUAUCGCGCUCUACUUGCAAGCUACCCGCAAUGCCCGCUCAUCAUCAACUACCCCGGAUGGAUCUUCGGUCUCGGUCUGGAAGUGGCCACCUAUCUCGUGAGAUCGCUCGGGCUCUCCGACGUGGUGUACAUGAGCGAAAAGGGACCGAUGGAGGUGGUCGAGCCUCUCAGCCAGGCUGCGCGUGCGGCCAAAACCGCGCUGACCAUUCUUCCAUCGCAACCCACGGAAUUCGUGAGCCGGUCCAGCGCGCAGCUCCGCUCCAUGCAAAUGCAGUCCUACUUCCACCUGUCGCACCCGACCGAAAUCGCCAACCCGCUCUGGCUGGAAGGCCCCGUCUCCCGAACCAAGCCAUUCCUCGUUCACUAUGCUGGUCCGAAGCAGGGCAUCUACGGCAUCAUGGGGUCCGGCUCCCAGAUCAGCCCGGACCUCCUCGCCGAGAGUCUCGAGGGAGCUCUCGUCGCAGUCGUAGCCGUUGAAUCCCCAACCGCCAUCCCGGUUGCAGGUCCUACUCCUCUGCCCAACUCCCACCACCAUGACGACUACGCAGGCCACGAUGAAAUGGAUAUGGAUGCGAAACCAUCCACCACCAUGCCAACCCUUGAAUCCAACAUCACCCGCACAAGCAAGGAACACCUUCCCUACCUUUUCGUCGGCGCGGGCAGCAGCACCCCCCUAGACCCCAAAUCCUCGCGUAGUCUCGGACUCGCCAUCGUGCGGUCGAUCAAGGCCACGUCGCACCAGUUAGAGCUGAUUACCCCGAUCCCGGGGUCCCAGAUCCGCGGCGCCGUGGAACAGGGCCACGGGAUUGUGCUGGUCCGGGGACUCCUCGACAACCCGAACUGGGCCAUCAGCGAAGAAUACUACCUGGCCCAGGCAGCCGAGCGACGAUUCCGAUCUCGCGUGCGCCCCGGACGCCACUCAAAUCCCAAGUCAACGGGCGAUCUGGGAGACGAGCAGGUUCGGAUCCUGGGUACGUUGCAGGAUAGGAUUCGGCGGGCCCAGAAUGUUCCCUGGAUGACGGUCGUUGAGGAUCGGAGGCAUGUGGUGCAGCGGGGGCAGGAAGGGGCAUUGUGGAAACUCCGGAAGAAGGCAUAUCCCGACAGUGGGAGUGAGGCCGAGUAAACAUCGUACUGUAUGUACUGGUAACUAUAAUUACUCGAUUAAUUUGGUCUACUCACCACCACUCUAUACCUAUAUAGUUACCUCUACUUGUUGAGUUUGUCACCGACCUCCAGAGUAAACUAGUCAAGCAACAGCAUCAUAUAAACAAAGAAUUCCUAGAAUAGUAAUCAUGAGUCAUGGUCUGGUAAUAAAGAUCAUGUGGUGCAGUACUCCGUACUCCGUAGAGCUAUAAUGCAGGUGAGAUAGAUACUUUACCUAAUUCGUUCCUACUAUAGCACUGUACAGUAGUAGCAGUUACUCUGUACGAGAG
Messenger RNA from Aspergillus ochraceoroseus IBT 24754, 2770 nucleotides. RefSeq names its product putative RNA processing protein Grc3 (gene grc3). The transcript is spliced from 5 exons. The coding region runs from base 19 to 2460 and encodes 813 amino acids. The record is from RefSeq and is a predicted model, not a curated record. NCBI's taxonomy places the organism in Eukaryota, Fungi, Ascomycota, Eurotiomycetes, Eurotiales, Aspergillaceae. Gene Ontology annotation, molecular function: polynucleotide 5'-hydroxyl-kinase activity. Gene Ontology annotation, biological process: cleavage in ITS2 between 5.8S rRNA and LSU-rRNA of tricistronic rRNA transcript (SSU-rRNA, 5.8S rRNA, LSU-rRNA). Gene Ontology annotation, cellular component: nucleus.